Closterium sp. NIES-65 is the source of this 4212-nucleotide messenger RNA. The record is from the annotation of a GenBank genome assembly. NCBI's taxonomy places the organism in Eukaryota, Viridiplantae, Streptophyta, Zygnematophyceae, Desmidiales, Closteriaceae.
AUGACUCGUUGGGAUUGGUCGUGUUCUUCCCCCUCUCCAUCCCCCACCAUUCCCCCAUUCCCGCAAUGCCCCAUCCCCUCCUAUUCCUUCAAUUCCCCCAAGCCCCUACCCAUCCAACCCGCCCUCAUCCCCCAGAGUGCCACCGCGGCAUGCUCUACAUCCACCACGCCAACCUGCUCCACCACGCCCGCACUCCCUCCCAUGCCCCGCCCAUUCAUCCCCCCUGCACCCCACCGCACCCCACCACCGCAUCGCAUCGCCCUCCCGUGCCACCGCGGAGUGCUCUACAUCGACGACGCCAAUCUGCUGGACGACGCGCUGGCGGCGCUGCUGUUCGCCCCACCACUCCCUUGCCACCGCGGCGUGCUCUACAUCGACGACGCCAAUCUGCUGGACGACGCGCUGGCAGCUCUGCUGUUCGCUGCGCUCGCAGAGGGGUGCAGUGCGGUGGAGCGCGAGGGGCUGUCCGUGCGCCACGCGUGCCGGCCGCUGCUGCUGGCGUCGUUCAACCCACAGGAGGGCGCGCUCAGGCGCCACCUGCUCGACCGCAUAGCACUCAUUGUCAGCACGGAUGCGCCGCUCUCAUUGGAGCAGCGGGUGGCAGCAGCUGAGGUGGCGAACGCGUUUUUGGACGACAGACUGACGGCUGGGGGAAGGGCGAGAGGAAAUAUGGGACCUGAAGGGCAGACGUUGUUGGAAGAGAAGGGAGAGGAGGGCGAGGAGGAGGAGGAGAGUGUGGAGGAGGGGGUGGAAGCGGAUAGGCUUCGGGUGCUGUUUGCACGACAGCUGCUGCCACGUGUCAGCAUCUCACAGGCCCAGAUUGCAUUCCUGGUGGACGCUGCUGUUCAGCUGGAGUGCGAGGGGCAGCGAGCGGAGCUGUUUGCGGUGCGGGCAGCCAAGGCGCUGGCGGCGCUGAACGGGCGAGCGCAGGUCACCCAGGCCGACCUCGUCCGCGCCGAGGCUGUUGGGGCUGUACUGGUUGACACCAUGAGUGCUUGGAGUGCUGCCAUCUACCCUCACUCCCUGUCCCUUCCUCCUGCACCAUCCCUUCUCAUCCCCACCAGCCCUCCCUCCCAUAACCCCUUCCCUCCCCCUACCGUCCCGAAACGCCCCUCUCUCAUGGAGCAGGCCCAGCUGGCAAUAGUGCCACGUGCCACGGUGGCAUUGGCCAGCGAGCCCAGUAGCAGCCCCCCCCAGUCCGCCCGUGCAGCACCCCCUCCUCCCAGCAGGCGGGCGGAGGACAGCAAAGAGGAGCCGCAGGAGGAACAAGAGGGCGAGGCCCCUGCAGUGAAGGAGGAUGAGCAGAGGGGGCGUCAGUUGCCAUGGAAGAGGGGGACACGCCUCGCAGCACCGAUGAACCCUCUCCUCCCCUCACUCCUGCCCCCUUCCCCCCCUUUCCCCCUCGUGCCACAGCCGCCCCCAGUGGAUGACGACCAGCGGAUGCAGCAGAGGCCUCUCGCCCCAACACCAUUCUCCUCACCCCUCUCCACUCUUCCGCCUCUUCCAGCCACCCCCAGUGGGCGAGGACCACCCGGUGCCAGCAUUCUUUGUAGUUGCUGGCAGCAGAGGACACGCUCCUACCCUUCCCUCUCGUCCAUCUCCCCUCUAGUUCCCCCUCCUUUACCUCCCUCCCUCAACCCCCACUUCCCACAGCCGCCCCGACCGCCUCAAGUGGACGAGGAUCAGCUAGUACCAGCGUCCUUCGUGGUGGAAGCAGACGACACGCGUCUCGACGCCGCCUCCUCCAUCACUCCCAUCUUUCCCCUCUCCCCCCUUCAUUGCCCCCAGCCGCCUCAAGUGGACGAGGAUCAGCUGGUGCCGGCGUCCUUCAUGGUGGCAGCAGACGACACUUUUCACAAAACCACUACACCCUCUCAUACCCUCACUCCUCGCAUUUCCCCCCAUCUCUUCGCUCCUGCCCAGCCGCCCGAGGUGGACGAGGAGCAGCUGGUGCCAGCGUCCUUCGUGGUGGCAGCAAACGACACGCGUCUCGAUGCCGCCGCCCUGCAGCUGUUCCAGCGGGUGGCGCGCACGGCGGGGCGGGCGGGGCGGUCGAAGAAUAAGAUCUACUCGGAGGAGCGCGGGCGAUACGUGAAGGCACUGCUGCCCAAGGGCAAGGUGGGUGCUGCCCAAGGGCAAGUGCUUGCUGCUCACAUAUGUGUGCCGACCCACCGCCCUCAACACUGUCUCCCCCUUGCUCAUCGCCCACCUCCCCACACACCCGUGGCUUGCACACUACCACGCUUCCAAGCACACCAGGCAGUGUGUCUAGCUGGCCGCCACGCUGCCAUUGCUGGCCGCCACGCUGCCAUUGCUGUGGCGCGCUGCCAUUGCUGUGGCGCGCUGCCAUUGCUGUGGCGCGCUGCCAUUGCUGUGCCGCGCUGCCAUUGCUGUGCCGCGCUGCCAUUGCUGUGGCGCACUGCCAUUGCUGUGGCGCGCUGCCAUUGCUGUGUCGCGCUGCCAUUGCUGUGCCGCGCUGCCAUUGCUGUGCCGCGCUGCCUCCAAGAUCACGUUCCCUUCCCUCCCAACUCCUCUCAUCGCCUACAUACUGUGGUGCGUCUCGCAGUGGACGCCACGCUGCGGGCAGCGGCACCGCUGCAGCGGGUGCGGCGAGAGAGGGCGGCGAGGACGGGCGGCAGGGAGCGGCGCAUCUAUGUGGACAAGAGCGACCUGCGGCGGAAACUGCUGGCGCGGCGAGCGUCGUCUCUGGUGGGCGCAGGGAAGGCUGCAUGCGCGCAUGGGUGGGCUGUGGGGGUGUGGCGCGUGCGUGUGGUGGUGUUCAUAAUGGAUGCGAGUGGCAGCAUGGCGUUGAACCGCAUGGGGGCGGCCAAGGGAGCAGCGCUGCAGCUGCUGGCGGAGAGCUACAGCAAGCGGGACAGCAUCGCCGUCGUGCCCUUUCAUGACCAGCAUGCCGACCUGCUCGUCCCGCCCUCCCGCGCCGUCGCCCUCGCUCACAAGCGGAACUCAGCCAAUCAACACUUUGCAUUGACUCUCGUGCUCGCCCGUGUGUGCAGCCUGGAGAGUUUACCGUGCGGCGGGGGCUCGCCGCUGGCGCAUGCGAUGGUUGUGGCGGUGCGGGCGGCGGAGGUGGCGAGGAGGCGCGGCGACGUGGGGCAGGUGGUGGCGGUGCUCAUCACCGACGGCCGCGCCAACGUGCCGCUCUCAACGUCACUCGAGGCCCUGGAGGUGAGUGGUGGUGGCGGAGAGGGUGCGACGGGCGCAGGCGGGGAGGAGAAGCUUCCUCCUCGCCUGGAAGAUAUUAAGGAGGAGGUGCUGAGCAUAGCGGCCAAGAUGGGGGCGGCGGGCAUACAGCUGCUGGUGAUCGACACCGAGAACAAGUUUGUUUCUUCUGGCUUUGCCAAGGAGAUCGCCAAACACUCGCAAGAUAUGCGCGUGGAGCCCAAGGCUUUGAUACUUGUCGGAGGCUAUGGCACACGCCUGCGACCCCUGACGCUGAGCGACGUGAUCUGCGACUAUCCAUUCAAAGGAUUGCUUGACCUUCAUAUCAGCCGUGGUGCUGAAGCUACGCUUAUGGUGACUCGCGUUGAGGACCCCAGCAAAUAUGGUGUCGUGAUAAUGGACGAUGCAGGUGCCGUCAGCCGUUUUGUGGAAAAGCCAAAGACAUUCGUUGGUGAUACCAUCAACGGAGGCAUCUACAUUUUAAGCCCGUCCGUCCUUGAGAGGGUUGAGCUGCGUCCUAUGUCAAUCGAAAAGGACAUUUUUCCAAGAAUUGCCAUGGAUAAGAAGUUGUAUGCCAUGGUUCAUACGGGCUACUGGAUGGAUGUAGGGCAGCCCAAAGGCUACCUGGAAGGGAUCAAGACGUAUUUGCAUCACAAGAGAAGUUCGCAUCCAGAGAUGCUGGCCAUUGGAAGCAACAUUGUUGGGAAUGUGAUCGUGGAUCCCACUGCUACCAUCUCUAAGAGUGCUUCUGUUGGCCCUGAUGUUGUCAUUGGACCCAAUUGCAUUAUCCACGAUGGUGUGAGGAUCCAUGGAAGUGUUCUCCUGGGAGGUUCAAGAAUUGGCUCGGGUAGCCUGAUUCUGAACAGCAUUAUCGGCUGGAACUCAACAGUUGGGAAGUGGACACGCAUUCAAAAGAACUCCGUCCUGGGAGAGGAUGUCACUGUGAACGAUGAGGUGCUGAUUAAUGGUGCAAAGGUCUUGCCUCACAAGGAGGUCAAGGCAGAUGUUGAUACUCCACAGAUCAUCAUGUAG